Molecule: messenger RNA, 7154 nt
Organism: Blastomyces dermatitidis ER-3
Lineage: Eukaryota; Fungi; Ascomycota; Eurotiomycetes; Onygenales; Ajellomycetaceae
Exons: 1
Coding region: 105-6926 (2273 amino acids)
Biological process (GO): replication fork processing; double-strand break repair via homologous recombination
Cellular component (GO): nucleus; Cul8-RING ubiquitin ligase complex
Source: RefSeq, a predicted model, not a curated record
GCGAAAACCCUUUUCGAAUUCACCUAACACCAUAAAUUCCGCUUAUUUAACUUAUUAUUUACUAUGACAGCAUAAGGCGAUGGGUUAUCACUGUUGGCUUGCAAAUGGAAUUAUGGCGAGAGCGUGGCUUUGUUCCAGACUCGGAUGAGGAAGACGAAUUCGACAGUCAGCAAAGCAAUAAAUUAAGUGAAGGGACCGGAGAGACUUUGACACCCGGUUCACAUGGGGAUGAUGAACAUUCUACGGAGCACGCGAGUGCGCAUGGAAAACUCGGAUAUCAGGUGCAAGAUGGCCCGGAGUUCCAUGAUCUCUCAGUAUCUUGCAGCGAACGUUUCGAGAAACAGCAAACGGAUAGGCUGGUUGAAGAGGCCGGAAAGAUAACGGAAUCCAAUACGCAUAGACAGGAAUUUAUCACGGAGGAUCUGUAUCCCCUGGGAGACCAGGCACAAGAACAAGUGGAGGAGAAUCCCGAUUCUCAGAUCGUUACCCAGGGAUUUGGUAACGCACCUUCUGAGGGCGAUGAUCUAGACGAAGACCCGCUCCAAUAUGAUGAUGGCUUGAGUAAUUUUAUCUCGAGGGUUGAGUUACCCAGUACCAUUACUGGAAACACCACAUCUUCUUCGGAUGCCAUUCAUUGUUUCCCAUCAAGUACUGACCGGAGUUCCUCCCCUGAUGAGUUACAAUUCGAGGAACACUUCCGACCACGUACUCCAGCUAAAAAGGACUCGCAAUUCAAAAUUUCGAAGGAGGAUGGAGGGAAUGACACCGAAGAUUCGUCUUUGUCACCCGCUCCGUCGAAUCCGCAAACCCCGCCAUCUUUUCGAAAUCCGGGAGUAAAGAGAACGCUGCGGGGUCGGAAUUUCAUCAACCUCCACCCUUACUUAGCGGACAAGGUGGAAUACCAGAGAUGGUGUGCAAGUCACAAUAUACGCCCGAUUCGUAUAGCACCCGCAGACAGUGAUUCUAAUCGCCAGGAAGAGUCUCAAGGCCAGGAGUUCGUGGAUGAAAAUGCCCCUCCAUCGAGCAGCCCGGCAGCGUCGUUCCGGUUCCCACCUAGAUCUCCGUCUGCGGGAUCCAAACGAAAGAAAUUAACUCAGCCUACACGACCACUGCAAGAUUCCUCUCAGACAGGCAAUUCCAGAAAUGGCCCCAUACCUUCAAGCUCUACCAAAUUACCACUGUCGAGACGUGAUGCAAAUGGCUCCAACCGGAAGCGUAGAAGAAUAUCUCGCACUUAUAGCGGGGUCCGUGGAAAUGAGCCCCAGGCGGCUAGACCAAACCAAAUACAGGUCGUCGUUGACAAUCGAUUGAUGGGAACUCCGCCACUUGAACCUGAGGAUGUCUUCGAUGUUCCCUCGUCCUCGCCCCCGUUUGGACAAGAAUCACCGGUUAAUGGGCUUCAGAAAUCAGCCAAAUUCCGGUUCCCUCGUGGCGGCAGCCCUUCUCCGCUAGUCAGUCCGAUUUUACACAAGCCAGAAAGGACUGUAAAUUUGGAUGCAAUAUCGAUAGACGACUCACUGGGCCUUGAUCUUGAGACUCAUUCGAAAACGGGAAAUAACUCAUCACAGUCACAAUUGCUACCGUCGAUGGAAGAUGUUAAUGAUGUGGAAGAAAUAGACCCACCAGAAGUAACGGAAGACCUGGACGAACCAGAAGAUCAUGCGACUCUUGAAAUCCAACGGCUUAGGCGGAGAAUUAAGGGGGUGCUACCGGCCUCAUGGCCACGACUUGACCUUAAACAGCAACAGGAAAGGGAGAAGGCAGCGGCCGAGAAAGCAAGACUUAGCUACUUACGCAAUCGUCGCCAGAGCGGUAAAGGUGUGGCCCGGAGAAUAAUGAGAGAUAGAAGCAAUACCCAUAACCAAGGAAUGCGUUCGAAUGCUCUCCUCAUGCCUGAUGACUCAAGUUCCGACGAUGAGCCAACCCGUGCUGAUCAAACCUCGGGUGAAAUUCUCUCAGAAUUGAUGGACACAGGUGAUUUAUUUGCAGGAGACGAUGCUGAUGACAUUCCUGAAGAUAACCGUAUUGACUACAUGCUACCGCCAGCUCCAAGGAAAGCAAAGCAACGCGACAAGCAUCGCACUCUAGGGUUCAACCGCGAGAAACGCCCACGUUCUCAAGUAGCCUCAAUGUUGAGGCAACGCCCGCAGCACCAAGCGAGAAUAACAGAUACCCUUAAAAGACCACGCGUUGCAGCUGCGCCGCCGAAAUUCCGGCUUCCACGAUUAGGCAUAUUAGAUGUAACUGACGUAAAGGAUCAACCAGUUCGGGAGCAGCCGCAAUUUCUCCGCGUAGCAGCGCGACAAGCGCGAUCCCGCCGAAAUCAGGGCCGGAAAAGCCCAACAAGGACAUAUUUAAAACUUGGAACAAGACAAGACACUGAGGAUGCCAAUAGAUCACUAGCAGAAUGGAAGGCAGGCUCGCUUCAGCAGAGUAGGAUCACAGGCAAUCAUACAGCAAAGAGACCUCGACAGUCAUAUAAUAGCAGCGUGGCGGGCCAUAGCCAUAUCGAACGCAAUGAAAAUAUAGGACAUCAGGCCCGGACGGAUACGGUACACUCGCCUCGGACUGAUGUCGACGCCGGAAGUGCUAAAGGUGGCCAACUCAAACCUGCUUUAGAGUUGCAUUCAACGUCGCGGGAAGGAGGUCUAAACCCACAAAGCCCUUCACGCAGUCGACGCCAGGCUGGCCAGCGCUGGACGGUACGGAAAGGCGGUUAUGCGAUUUCAUCCCUUCGGCGAAAUGCACCCAGACCUGCACAGUUGGACCUCUCAGUGACGAGCCUUGACCGUACAUCAGGCUUUCAACGUUCACUUUCUACGCUCAACUCACUAUACAGAACUACAGCUUCGGUUCAGGGCAGAAACACCAGCUUACCACUGGCAAGGUUUUUAACGGCAGGUGUCGUGUCACAAAAUACCCAUUCAACGACAUCCCAUGAGCCCUCCGGCGCCCCUAAUGACGUUGUGCUCUCUCCCGAACAAGGCCGGACACGACGACCUCGUCAACGAAGAAAACGCCCUCCCCAGCAUCUCAAUGUGGAAAGUGUUGAAGGUCACCAGGCCAUCAGUGUUGAUAACGGUGCGGCAGAAACUCUUUCCGUAAAACCAAUUGAAGUCAGCGAAUGCCCUCCUCUAAAGGGUCUCAGGCCCUCCUCGGCGGUCUACACGAUCAAUUUUGACAUUUUCCCCCUCCCGGUUGGUACCUUUUUCCAUUCAUCGACAUUCAUUGGGAGUGGUGAUCUUUCGCGCUCCAUGAAGCUCUCAUCUCGUAACUUUGCCCAUGAUAGUGGCCGUGCUAUAAUACAGCACGCUGAUCAGAGCUACCAGUGGGGUCCAUGGAGCGAGACCGUAUCCUCGGAGCUUGGUGCUUUGCUGGAUAAGGUUUUAGAAGCGGCCAGCAAUUACGAAUGGUCCAAUGAGAGUAUCUCGCGUGAUUCUGUUGUAAGAGUAAGCCGGACGUUAGAUACCUUCCGUUCUAUUAUUGCAUAUGUGAGUGACAAACUAUGGUUUAUGGACCCAGUCGAUAGAUGCAUGUUUGUCGAUAGAUGCACAGCUCUUCUAUCAAAAGUAUCGGAUACGUUGCAAUUCUCAAUCGCAGUCAAUCCAUGCGACUCCACCACAGCUACACAGUUCCGCAUGAAAUUGGAAGUCUUAACUUAUGUAUUUGCCAAUCAAAUACGCCAAAUUGCUUCGCAUGAACUGAUUCAGUCUACCAAGUAUUUUGAAAUCGUUGGCAUUAUGACGACAAUUCAAAAUCGGGUACUACGAGGCGUUUUAAACAAUGCAGGAUUAGCAGCUAUUCAGCAGUUUCUGGCGGAUGUUAAAUGGCAGCAGAAGCGAGAGCCUGGAAUCAAAGACGAUCAUCCCUUCGUGGAAGCAUUUCUCGUUGUUCAGAAGAUAUUUUAUACAGACCCGAUGCUUUGCGGUACCAACCAAGAUCUUCUUUCGCAGGCCAUUAUGCCUCCAUCUUGCUCAAAUUUGCCCAAUGACGCCCGUGAAUUAGAGAAAUUAUGGCACGGAGUAUUCACGACACUUCCACUUUACGAAUUUGACGAGCUCGGAAUUUUCCGCCCGGGGCACCGAUUUAGAGAAACCUUCGAUCAGUGGCAGACGGUCAAGCGUCUGGUAUCGCCCGUUUUUGAUACUUACGCACUUCCUUCAAAAAGCUCUUCCCCAGCGUUCAACAAUUACUGUCGAGCGCUCUUCCACCGUUGUUUUUACUUGAUUGAUAGUUGGGGCUGGCGGCAUAGCAAAAUUAUACUAGACACCCUCUUCGAUUUUUUCGCCGCGAACUGGCUUCACAACCUUAACCAAGAGCAAUCCUUCGGCUCACCAAAAUUUCUAGACGAACUUGAUCGACAACCAACGCUAGAGAUGGAACCCAGGGAUAGCUGUUUCCAUAUCCUGCUCAAAACUAUAGCCCUAGGCCUCAAGAGGAUGACUGACCUAUACGAUAAGAAAAAGCUCCGAAAUUUUGCCUGGCGCCUGCUACCGAAUCAUGGCCGAGAGUAUCCAAAAGACCAACCUCUCCGCUUGGAGGAUCUUGACGCCCUACGAAACCACCAUGACCUUCUCUGUACGCUGUACUGGGCUACCCCUGACACCUGUCGACCACGAGUUGAAACUAUACGCAACCUUGUACAUCCCGCCACGGCUCAUAAGGAGGUGUGCAGCAUUAACAUUCAUUCCUGGUUGAGACUGGUUAGAUUCAAAUUAUCUACGGAAGAAGACAGUGCCGGAUUAAUACCUUUUGCUGAUUGGCAUGCUUCUUUUGUUGUUGACAUGUUGCAGCAGCACUCCCAUGCGCGAACUGAUAUAGAAGCCCAAGUCGCUUCAAAUUCAUUGUUUUCUCGCCAUACCGUCGAAAAGACUGUCAUUGAAUACCAGAAACCAAUAGAGUGCCUAUUAGACAAUGCCCUGGUCAACUUGAAAAUUGCAAUCGAGGCGGCACGAACUCCUGACCAAGCCAAAAUUCUACUGGAGAAACUCCCUUUUGCCAGAUUGCUCGAGCUUUUCAACCCCAGGGUCACCCGCUUAUAUGCACUCAUAUGUAAGACGCUAGACGUCAUGGUUGCCUACGCAAAUACUACCAUUAAAUCCAAAAUAUUAACAGGACCUACCGAAACAAGCGAUGAUAGUCAGGAAUUUGAGGGUUGGGCGGUUGUAGCGGAGUUGUAUGCGCAAGAAGGGGGAACACCCGGGGCAGCCCCGCCUGUUGAGCAUCUGAAUACCGUCAUUCGCCCUGUGUUAUCUCGCUUUCUCUCCACCUGUUAUGGUGAAGACCAAUCUCCAGACGACACGGUACUUCUUAAAGUCGCUGAUUCUUGGUCGUCGGUCGCCUAUACUCUUGUGAGUCACGGCUUACGAGAAUGGAGCAGCUACGUCAAUCAAUACAGUGAAGACUCCUGGGCUUCAUUAAGGGCCACCAACCAGACACAAAAGUUUUUGCCAUAUUUUCUCGCAAGCAUGAUCGAAAAGGACACGGAAUUUUUUACAGAAUGCGAAAACCAGGUAUUGAACCAUUGGGUGGAAUGCAUCGUCGAAAGGGGGUCAAUGCUGAAGUAUCAGCAUGCAUUGACUAAUGCCAUCAUGAACACCGAUGCCUCAAGUGCGCUCCUAAAGAAUCUUCCUUUCUCAAAAAAUCCGUUAAAGCGUCGGUAUGAGAUUACUCUGCAGGAAUUUUCUCAAAGAAGAUUGUCACUUAUAUCGUGCAUUCUCUCCAACAUGCGGGAACAUCUGUCGGAUGCGGAAGAUCUCAGUGCACAUGCCAUGCAAAAUACUAGAAGUCGGUAUCGCGGGCUCAUUGAAACAUUGAUGAACAAGAUGAAGUCAAAUUAUAGUGAAUUGGGCAAUGUUGAUUCCUCAGUGCAUUCCUCAUACGUCGACUUUGUACAUCGAGUUGUUGCAUUUCUCCAGCAACAUUCACAGAGGAUAUGUCUGAUUGAUCCUUUCUUCACAAAUCCAAGCACAUUUCCCCUUCCCGUGGAUGAUCCCAACUAUAUUGUCGGCAAGUUGAAGGGUUAUGCAGUUCGGCUCACAUCUAGCAAGGUUGCGAACGAACUCUUCACCUUUCUUCACCAUGUAUCUGAACGAGCGGCGGUUGACGGCCAGCAGUCGUACCUAGUUGAUCAACUCUACUCUGUCAUGUCAGAGUCCAAUGAGCCCAGUGAACGCCACCACCCCACUAUCCGUCUGUUUAUGCUCCGUUGCAUCCUCCCGGCUUAUGUGGAGAUAUGUCUCAUCGCUCCCGGGGCAUGGAUUGUAGCGCGGCCUCUAUUGCAGUCGUUAACGCGGGUUUUAAUGGGUUCGAUUGUAUUCAUCAACACAUGCGAUGUCAAGAACGUCUCCAUGUUUGUAGGGGCACUGAUCUGCUACUUUGAGGCAAUUGACAAUGCUCUUCGUCUUUUAGUAGAUCACCCUGGCCUGCUCGACGAACCCCAUAUUUUGCUUACGGUCACUUCUGUUCUCGAAACAAUAAUUACAUCACUCCCUGUGAUCGACUACCUCGACCGAAUUUCGGACCAGGCGAUCACCCUCGUCGCAUACGUGGAUAUCUUCAAACAGUUUAUGCUCUUCGCAGCCUGCACUCUCUUAAAUCCCGCGGACGCUGUUGGCCCCCAGACGCUUGACCUAGUCCUCACUGAAAGCGGCCAAAAAAGUAAUCAUUCUUCCGCACCACAUUUUUUUGCAGAUGCUCGCGGCUUUGCCGCCCGUGCCCUGCAAUCCCGGUUCCAGGACGGUUGGUCGUUUCAUAAUGGGAAAUAUUUCGUUCGCCCUGAGCAUACUCAGCAGAUAAAGGAGGUUGUCGUCAGUGAUCCCGCUUGCAGCUCGGUAGGCACCGCAAGAGCGGCAUUUCUCAAGACUGUUGAGAUAUAUUUCGGGACUAUGGAGAGGUUGAUGGCGUUUUCUUCUUCGUCCUUUUAGCGCAAUCAUGAAUUUAUGACUAGAUAUUUUAUGAGUUUGUACUGUACAUGCUGAUACGGAUUAGCGGGGGUAUGAAAUGUACGUUUGAUUUUUGCUUCUGCUAGGAUUUUUCCUUUUCAUCGGAUUGAUAGGACGACACGGAUUAUGAGCUAGACAUAUAUAUAUAUAUAUGUAAUAUACAUUGAUGAGCAAACCAAUUAUGGCCAUUCGGUUGUUUCUACAAACAAC